Molecule: messenger RNA, 1065 nt
Organism: Fonsecaea multimorphosa CBS 102226
Lineage: Eukaryota; Fungi; Ascomycota; Eurotiomycetes; Chaetothyriales; Herpotrichiellaceae
Product: replication factor C subunit 5
Exons: 2
Coding region: 1-1065 (354 amino acids)
Biological process (GO): DNA repair; DNA-templated DNA replication
Cellular component (GO): Rad17 RFC-like complex; Elg1 RFC-like complex; nucleus
Molecular function (GO): DNA binding; ATP hydrolysis activity; DNA clamp loader activity
Source: RefSeq, a predicted model, not a curated record
AUGGCGCUCCUGGUCGACAAACUCCGCCCUCGAUCUCUUGAUGCUCUCACAUACCAUAGAGACCUCUCAGACCGUUUAGCGGCCUUGGCGUCUUCGGCCGAUUUCCCCCAUCUCCUCUUCUACGGACCCUCCGGAGCAGGCAAAAAGACACGAGUGCUCGCGACACUGCGGGCGCUGUACGGCAGUGGCGCGGAGAAGAUCAAGAUUGACGCGCGCAUGUUCACGACGAGCUCGAAUCGCAAGUUGGAAUUCAACAUCGUCUCCUCAGUCUACCAUCUCGAAAUCACACCCAGCGACGUGGGCUCCUACGAUCGCGUGGUCAUUCAAGAUCUGCUCAAGGAAGUCGCGCAGACGCAACAGAUCGAUCUCAGUGCGAAGCAGCGGUUCAAGGUGGUGGUCAUCAACGAAGCGGAUGGACUCAGUCGCGACGCGCAGGCUGCGUUGAGGAGGACGAUGGAGAAAUACAGCGCCAACGUGCGCCUGAUCCUGGUGGCGAACAGCACGGCCGGCAUCAUCGCGCCCAUACGCAGUCGAACGCUGCUCGUCCGGGUCGCCGCGCCCACGGAGACGGAAAUCUGCGACGCCCUGGUGAAGGCGGGCAAGAAGGAGAACUGGAAAGUCAUCCCGGCCCUCAACGAGCGGAUCGCAAGGGAAUCGGGUCGCAACCUGCGCAAAGCGCUGCUCAUGUUUGAAGCCGUGUACGCCCAACAUCCCGAGCCCAGCGAGAAGACGCCGAUACCGCCGCCAGACUGGGAACUCCUGAUCGAACAGGUCGCCAGGGACAUCGUCCGCGAACGCACGCCGCAGAUGAUCCUCGCGACGCGGGCGAAGCUGUACGACCUGCUCACGCACUGCAUACCCGCGACGCUGAUCCUCAAGACCCUGACCUGGAAACUCGUCGCGCAGCCCGAAGUCGCAGACGAACUCAAAGCCGAGGUCGUCAAGUGGGCGGCGUUCUACGAGCACCGCGUCAGGCUGGGCAGUAAAGUCAUUUUCCACCUCGAGGCUUUCGUGGCAAAGUUUAUGCGCAUUUUCGAAGGGUACCUCGUCGGGAUGGACUUUUGA